Molecule: messenger RNA, 705 nt
Organism: Lethenteron reissneri (Far Eastern brook lamprey)
Lineage: Eukaryota; Metazoa; Chordata; Hyperoartia; Petromyzontiformes; Petromyzontidae
Product: eukaryotic translation initiation factor 3 subunit D-like
Biological process (GO): translational initiation
Cellular component (GO): eukaryotic translation initiation factor 3 complex; cytoplasm
Molecular function (GO): translation initiation factor activity
Source: RefSeq, a predicted model, not a curated record
CCACGGUGUUGUUGAGACCACUUUGACGUGGCCUCAAAAGUGCCCCCGGCAUGGCACAAGCGCCUUAGUGACGUCACCGCCACUUAACGGCGGUUGUCGUCGUCGUCGGCGAGACGUCGGACUCUGAUUGUGAAUGUUGUGGCUUGGCUCUCCAACACACCGGUUAGUGCUGUACGAGUGACGAAUUGACGCAUUUGUAUUUACGCGUUCUAACCCAAAAAGCCUCUUGUGGAUGAUAUUGGUCGCGAAAGCGUCCCGCCGCCGCCACUUCUGCGUGUUAAACUCUUGUCGUGUGCGCGUGCGUCAGACCUGCUGACGGUGAGCGAGACGGCGAACGAGCCCCCGCAGGAGGAGGGGAACGCCAUCAACUCCCCCCGGAACCUCGCACUCGAGGCCACCUUCAUCAACCACAACUUCUCCCAGCAGUGCCUCAAGAUGGGUGCAGAGAAGUACAAGUUCCCCAAGCCCAACCCCUUCACGGAGGAUGACCUCCAGGGAGCGGAAGUUGCGUCUGUGGGCUACAGGUACCGCAAGUGGAAGCUGGGAGAGGACAUCGAACUGAUCGUUCGCUGCGAGCACGACGCCGUGCUGACCGGGGCCAACGGAGAGGUCUCCUUCAUCAACAUCAAGACCCUCAACGAGUGGGACUCGCGGGUGAGACACGUGGCAGAGGUCGCAAACGGGUUUUGAUUCUUUACCCGUACC